AUGCUCGCAGCGCAACGAAUCCUUCGGCGAAGCCCGCGCCAUGCGUUGCCUACCAUGCAUGCGAUGUCGCUGGUCUCGCUGCGGCGCGACGACGACCAUGUACGUGGCUUCCGCAGCACGGCGCCCGUGGAGCGCCACCCGAUCAUGCUUGGGCUCGUGGGCGCGAGCUUGGCCCUCACAGCGCACUACACGCUGCGCGCGCACCGCCGCCUCCAAGCGGAGAAGGAAGCCCAGCCUUUCGAGCGUGCAUCGAUGCUUCUCGGCCUUGACUUGGGUCUGAGCAGCACGCGCCUCGCUGGUCUCGACACCAAGGGGACACACGAAGACACGAUCGUCGCCGAGCCCUCGGCCGUUCAAGUCCGCAGCGGCGAGGUCAUCGUUGGCGCGCUCGCCGUCAAGAACGCGGUGCCUCGCCUCCGCGACGAGCUUCUGCACUGGCGGCCGCUGACGCAGCUGGGCGUCGAUGCGAGCGAGACCGACCCCGCGUUCACGAUCGACACGGUGCUCACAACGCUCGUGCGCCGGCUCCACGAAGGAGUCGCGAACGCCCUCGAAAAGGACGAAGAUAGCGUCCCGUGCGUCGUGGCCUUGCCCCCGAGCUUUGGCGACGCCGAGAAGGACCGACUGCGCGCGAUUCUGCAAGCGGCCAACAUGCACGUGCUCGGGUACGUGCGGGAGCCAAUCGCGGCGGUGUUUGCCGCGUCCGACUGGGACGACACGCUGCGCACUGUGGCGGUGGUCGAUAUGGGCGGUGUCGAGACGCAGUGCUCGAUCCUCAACUGCACCGAUCCGACGGCGCCGGUCAUUCUUGCGUCCAAGGCGACAGAAGGCAUGAGCGGUGCGACGGUCGACGCCGCAAUCGUUGAGCUUCUCGCGCGCGAGUUUCAAGCCAAGUCGUCCAUCGACCUCCGGACAGACAGCCUCGCGAUGGACCGGCUGCGCGAAGCUGCUGAAAAUGCCAAGAAGGAGCUGUCGACGGCCAAGGUCAGCCACGUGAACCUGCCGUUCAUCACGGCCGACCAAAAGGGCGCCAAGCACCUUGAACACGCCUUUUCACUCUCGGCGCUGCAGCGGCUCGUGGCGCCGUCGCUCGCAGAAGGCCGGACGGUUAUUGCCGCCGCGCUGGCCGACGCCAAGCUCACGCCGCAAGACGUUGACGCGGUGCUCUUUUGCGGCGGCGGGAUGAAGUCCAAGUUUAUGCAAGGCGAGAUCGCAACGUAUCUAGACCACCCCGUCGUCAUCAACACGGGCAACGAGGAAGAUGCAGUCGUGCGUGGCGCGCUCGAGGCCGGUCGCCGGUACUGGGCCGAGAUGGAAGCCGCCCGCGAGUAG
Messenger RNA from Saprolegnia diclina VS20, 1332 nucleotides. RefSeq lists its product as hypothetical. The transcript is spliced from 3 exons. Gene Ontology annotation, molecular function: ATP binding; ATP-dependent protein folding chaperone. The record is from RefSeq and is a predicted model, not a curated record. Bases 1 to 1332 code for a protein of 443 amino acids. NCBI's taxonomy places the organism in Eukaryota, Oomycota, Saprolegniomycetes, Saprolegniales, Saprolegniaceae.